Messenger RNA from Brassica rapa (field mustard), 1420 nucleotides. Its product is annotated as receptor homology region, transmembrane domain- and RING domain-containing protein 1. The record is from RefSeq and is a predicted model, not a curated record. NCBI's taxonomy places the organism in Eukaryota, Viridiplantae, Streptophyta, Magnoliopsida, Brassicales, Brassicaceae.
UGAUGACUUGUCCUGAAGAAUCAACAUUUUGAAUGUUUAAAAUGUGAUUUUCCCGUUGUUUUUAUUUAAAAACAAAAAGAACCAGAGCCUCUGAGUUGAGUAGAAGGUUCGGGUGAAGAAAGCAAAGGCGUUUGCGUUUUCGCGACCGGCUGAAACGGAAAAGCAAUCGAAUCGAUCCACCACCAGGCGGGGGCCGAGAGAGUUAGAGAGAUGAGAGAUGUUAUUGUAUGUCUACUCGCAGCUCCUUUCCUCCUACAACUAUCAACUGCCACCGUCGUACUCAAUUCUAUCUCCGCCUCUUUUCCUCAUCUCCCCGCCAAAUUCGACGGCUCCGUCCCCAGAAACGGAAUAUGCGGAGCUCUCUUCGUCGCAAAUCCCCUCGACGGUUGCUCUCCUCUUCUCCCCUCAUCUAACAGUUCUCAACAGAGAACUACUAAGUUCGCUCUUAUCAUCCGUGGCGGAUGCUCUUUCGAGGAUAAGCUUCUCCACGCCCAAACCUCCGGUUUUUUUCAAGCCGUGAUUGUCUAUGACAACUUAGACAACGAAGAUCUCCUCAUUAUGAAGGUGAACACCAAGGAGAUUACAGUUUCUGCAGUCUUUGUUUCAAACGUUGCUGGCGAGAUCUUAAGCAAGUACGCCAGAGGACGAGAGGGUGAAUGCUGCAUUUAUCCCCCUACCAAGGGGACUGCUUGGACUGUCCUCGCCAUCUCUUUCUUCUCUCUCCUACUCAUCAUUACUUUCCUCUUGCUUGCCUUCUUUGCUCCCAGGCACUGGACUCAGUGGCGCGGUAGGCACAGCAACCGGACCGUGUCACUAGAUCCGAAGCUGGUCCGCACGCUCCCCACCUCCACUUUCUCUGAUUCUUUUCGUGGAGGGGAUACGUGUGCUAUAUGCCUCGAGGAUUAUAGAUUUGGAGACUCUCUUAGAUUACUUCCCUGCCAACAUGCUUUUCACUUGAGUUGCAUCGACUCCUGGUUGACAAAAUGGGGUACAUCCUGUCCGGUGUGCAAGCAUGAUAUAAGAACCCAGACUAUGUCUUCCGAGGCACAUAAACGAGAUAGUCCAAGAACAGGUACAAGUACGGGUAGAUUUACCUCUGCUCAAUCCAGUCAAAGCCUUUAAGAUUGGGCGUAAGAUCAGUGCUCGGUUUCUGUGGACCAGGGCCAUGUUUGCAUCGAUCUGAUGUUCCCGGUGAUAUUGAAUGGGGAAUCAUGUUGGGAUAAGUAUAGGUAAAGCCUUUAGAUUUGCCAUAUUGGUCGAUACUAUUUAAACAAAAGAAAAGAUCCCGAGUUACUUUGCUUGCCUGAUUGUUGUUCUUUACAUGUGUGCAUUAUUUGUAUAUGUACAUAAAGCUGGGAGUCAUACUAGCUUUGUUUUUUUUCACAUAUAAAUGAUCAUUGUGUGUGUUGUUGUUUCGUAA